Apus apus (common swift) is the source of this 4225-nucleotide messenger RNA. Its product is annotated as UDP-glucuronosyltransferase 1A1-like. The coding region runs from base 1935 to 2828 and encodes 297 amino acids. The record is from RefSeq and is a predicted model, not a curated record. Lineage: Eukaryota; Metazoa; Chordata; Aves; Apodiformes; Apodidae. The transcript has a single exon. Gene Ontology annotation, molecular function: UDP-glycosyltransferase activity.
UUCUGGCAGUCAAACCCCUGCGUGAGCUGAGGGAGGAUUUCAUAAGGUGUUUGAUAUUGACAUUCCUUACUUUUGUGCUUCCUGUGCAACCAGGCCAGGAGAACAAGAUGUGAUUCCAUCUCCUGUCCUUGGGUCUGCCCAACACGGGGAUUUUGUUUGGUGAGGGGAUCACAUGCUGGACUCUGUUUCAUCCCAGCUGAAAUCAGGUGAACAAACACCAUCUCACUUGGAAAUUAAUGCAAAAAGGGCAGGUGAUUUAGUCCAAAAAUUCUUUUGCCCCACAUAAGAGGCAGUAGAAUAUUUCUUCCAGAGUAUUUAGUUGCUUCUUCAGUCAGGAAAAUAACUCAGUGGGUUGUGUGCAGUAGCAGCACGUCCUUUUUGUUCUGCACCAGCUGUCUUGGGUUUGAGUCAAAAGCUGUUGUCUUCUGGUGGAGGUUUUGGUCUAACAACAGCUUUUGGUCGGCAGCAGCUUCCAUCACAAAAACUAGACAAGCUGAAUUCUCACCUGCAUCUUUAGGAGACAUCCAGUUUGGGUAAGGAAGUGGUUAGGUGGAAAAGGAGUUGAAGGAGGAGACAGCUCUCCUCAGCAGAAUCUGUAGCCAGGAUCAACCCAGCCACUUCAGCCAUGAAAGAAUAGUUUUAUCCUUAACAGUACUUAAAAAUAAACAGACUCUUCUCUGUUCUUCCCUUUUCAGCCUUCCCUGAGUCUUAGGGCAUGGAUUCCUCCUCCCUUUCACCACUCUUGCUCUUCCCCCAACUUCAAAGGCCUUUGUGAGUGUGAAGGAGUGAAGCUUCAGGACAGAAUGGAUUUGCAUUUUACAAGCCUGGCCCAUCUUCCCCAAAAUUCCCUGCCCUCAGGCUUUGGUGCUUCAUUCCAAGUCCCGCUGAUUGCUGUUAAGCUGCUGGUGUUCAUAUCUUGCUUUUUCACAAAAGUCUCUUUCAACCCCCAUCCCCCCCCCCAGGACCACGUUUAUCAAAGCUGGUGCUUUUCCCUAUCUGUUCAGUCCAUCAGAGCUGCUUAAUGACUCCUCAAGGGCAAACCCUGGCAGAUCCUCUGGGAAAGCAGCUUAAAAAUCAGACUCUGCUCUGAAGACAAAGCUCACUCUCACCUUGCUUAGGGGCUAGAGGUCACAGUCCAGCAGCAAUAUUCGUUGCAGAUGCUGGUUCUUCACUCCUGAUUUCUUCUUGUCUUCUGCAUCACUGUUAGACCAGGCAGCAAAAUAUAAUCCUAUGGGUUGAGGAGCUUAUCACAAGCACUUGUGGACUGCUCAGACAUGGGAUCUUACUUUUAGUUUUUCAUCUUAAGUCCCACCAACACCUCUCACAAUUUAAAAUCAAUCCCUGGCCUGAAACAAGAGGACUCUCAGUGCCUAUUUCUGUCCAGGCUUCCCUGUAUUUAAUUAAGUACAACUGAGUGACUUUUCCUCCCUGUUGGUCCUGGAAGAAGAAAAUGGUCGAGAGGGGCACAAAUUUAGGUCAGGAUGAGAAAAAAGACCUGUUGGGCAUGAACAACAGGUAUUCAGUGCCUUUCCUCCACUGGUCCAAGCCUCUGCUGCAGCCUUGCUUGUUGCAAUACAUUUGUACCUGGGGUUAGAAUCAUAGAAUCAGGGUGGAAAAGACCUUCAAGAUCAAGUCCAACCGUGUUGUACCUGGUGAUUCCGAGAAACCCUGUUUCACUGGCCCCAGUGAAGGGAAACAAUCAGAAAGGACCCAUCCCAAGGGAUCCUCAGAUACCAAGCCCUGUUCUGCCCAACCCAAAAUGGUUAAUUGCAUUCCUUGAAUGACUCGUUAACACCUCGAGUUAACACCUGGGUUACUGCUUGACUGGUUGUGCUGGGUCGUUAAGGGGGAAUGUGAGAAUUUGGCAGGGAGCUGGGGGUCUACUUAAAAUCUGCUGGUCAGGGCAGACAAACAGACUUUGGAUUUGUAGCAACAUGGCUCGUGUGAGUAAAUGCAGUUCCUUAGUUGCUACGGGGGUUUGGGUUCUCCUCUCCCUGCUCUGCCCAGCCAGUGGUGGGAAACUGCUGGUGGUGCCGAUGGACGGGAGCCACUGGCUCAGCAUGCGCUCCGUGCUGGUGGCCCUGGGCCAGAAAGGGCAUGAAGUGGUCGUGGUUGCACCAGAAGUAAACCUGAACGUGAAGGCGUCCGAAUAUUACACCCUCAGAACCUACCCAGUGCCUUUAACCAGGGAAGAGCUGGAGGCGAGGGCGCGUUCGUUUGCCAAUGAUCUUUUUGAGAGAGGAGCUUUUCUCCGGAGAGUUGCUGCGCUCUACGAGAAGGUUCAAGUCAUCUCCAGCCUCUACGUCUCCUCCUGUACCAGCUUACUGCACAACAAGGACCUGAUGCAAUACCUUGAAGGCAGCCGAUUUGAUGCUGUCCUCACGGAUCCUGUCGUACCGUGUGGACAAAUCCUGGCUCUGCAUCUUUCUGUCCCGUCCGUUUUCUUCUUACGGGGACUCCCCUGCAGUUUGGAUUUGCAGGCUGCCCAGUGUCCAGACCCCCCUUCCUACAUCCCAAGAACUUUUACAGACAACUCGGACCACAUGACAUUUAUCCAGCGUGUGGAAAACAUCCUCCUGAAAUCAUCAGAGUCCUUCCUUUGCCAUUUUGCCUAUUUGCCCUUUGAACUCCUGGCCUCAGAUGUUCUCCACAGACCAGUAACAAUGAAGGAGCUUUUAAGCCACGGAUCCAUCUGGCUGAAAAGGAUGGAUUUUGUUUUUGAGUACCCCAUGCCAGUGAUGCCCAACAUGGUUUUCAUUGGAGGUAUAAACUGUGGGAGGAAAAAGCCAUUCUCUCAGGUCAGUGAUUUCCUUGAUAAAACAUGUUAAGGUUUGAAGGGGAAAGGCUGUUUGCAGAUGCCCUCUGUGUGUAUAAUCAUACGGGUGAGUUUGUGUCAAGACCAAGAAAAUGGGUGGGAAAACUGGGUUGAUUUUCAUUCUCUCCCAGCCCUGUAGGCCCUCUUCUGUAGCAUUAGCAGGCUCAAAGCAUUUUUGGCUCACAGAAUUGUUUACUUUGGUCUAGGUGGAAGGAGUUUAUCACUGGAGGCACACACCCAGCAGUGAGGGCAAUCCCCAGCUUAGCAUGCAGGUCUCUCCUGGCUUAGGUUUGCCAGAUCAGUAUUUGUUUUGCUGUCACAGUUGAUUUUUAAAAACAAGGAACCUCCCCAGUUACAAAGAACCAUCCUUUCAGAACUUAGAAAUCAAGUCUCACAAGGCGUCAGUUGGCAGGUAAUGUUCUGGUUGCUCUGUCAGUCUAGGCUUCUCCUUUCACUGCAUGGAUUCCUCACACCACUUUCUGCAGAACUGGUGGAGGUUUUUGGAGCUGCAAGCCAGCACUGAGCCAUCUGCUACAGCUCACCCUGCCUUCUGAGAAGUUUCCCUACAAAGGGUGGGCCGAGGGAAGAAGUAAGUCAGGAAAUGUCCUUCAAAAAAAUUCUGGUGCAUCCUAUCAGCCUCCAUAGGACAUUAUUGUGUGGUCAGAUUUACUGCUGGGCAAUAAUUUUCAUCAUUAAGGUGGACUGUUUGCAAAUCUUUUCUGUGCAUUAGUGUUGUUUGCUUCCAUGGUCCUGGGGCAUCCUCUUCCCAGGCUGAUCCAGAACUGUAUUUCUGAGUGGUCAGUCCAGUUCUAAAUAUAUCUGGCAAAAAAGCACCUCCUUGUCCUUCCUACUUCCAGCCCCUGUUUCAUCCUUAUUCCAGGGGAAAGAAAUUUUUUUAGCCAGUUUUCCAUUUUCAUUUACAGUGUCAAGAUAGAAAACUGAUAAAGAAAACAGACUGCUUCCCUUCUGAAGCAUUAAUGUCCUUCUGAUCUUACAAAAGAGAAAAUUAUUUGGAUUGGUAGGAGGGGAGGAGUUUUCCUUCCAGGACCUGGAGGGGCUACAGGAAAGCCAGGGAGGGACUUUUUACCAGGGUGUGUUGUGAGAGGAUGAGGGGUAAAGGCUUUAAUCUGGAAGAGGGGAGAUUUAGGUGAGACAUUUGGAAUAAAUUCUUCAGUGUGAGGGUGGUGAGAGUUUCCAGGGAAGCUGGAAGUGUUGAAGGGCAGGUUGGAUGGGGCUUGGAGCAGCCUGGGCUGGUGGGAGGUGUCCCUGCCCGUGCAGGGGGUUGGAACUGGAUGGUCUUGAAGGUCCUUUCCAACCCAAACCAGUCUGUGAUUCUUAUACUGAAAAUUCUUGCUUGGAAAAGGAACGAUCUGUUAAGCAGCACUUUUGAGCAGACCACUUGCUGAAGGA